Messenger RNA from Penaeus chinensis, 1681 nucleotides. Its product is annotated as 26S proteasome regulatory subunit 6A-A-like. Gene Ontology annotation, molecular function: ATP binding; proteasome-activating activity; ATP hydrolysis activity. Gene Ontology annotation, biological process: proteasome-mediated ubiquitin-dependent protein catabolic process. Gene Ontology annotation, cellular component: proteasome regulatory particle, base subcomplex. Bases 27 to 1352 code for a protein of 441 amino acids. The record is from RefSeq and is a predicted model, not a curated record. Lineage: Eukaryota; Metazoa; Arthropoda; Malacostraca; Decapoda; Penaeidae. The transcript is spliced from 7 exons.
UCGACGGGAAGCGAAGAACCUCCAAGAUGGAUCGUCGGGAAAGAAAUAACAGUAAUAAUCAUGCUACUAGAGGCAAUAGCACGCCGUCCGCGGGUGGCAAAUGGGCUCGCAUCGCAGCCAAAGUGAGUGCAGCCCAGAGCAUGCAUCCCGACGAAGUGAAGGAGAUGACGGCGCACUUGGCCUCUCAGACGAGGAAGAUGAAGAGGGACCUGCGCAUCGUCGGCUGCGAGGUCGGGGAGAAGAAGGCUCUGCUCGCAAGCAACCUCGAGACGAUCCAGGUGUACCGGAAGCGACCCUACGUGGUGGCGGCGGUUCUGGAGGUGAUCGCGCCGCCCAGCAUGAAGGAGGGCGUGAUCCCCGGGGCCUGCAGAGACGCCAGCUACGUGCCGAUCCGGACCGUCGUGAUCAGUACCUCGACCCUCUACACCCUGUUCCUGCCUCUGCCCGGCCUGGUCGACGCCAAGGACCUGAAGCCCGGCGACCUGGUGGCGGUGCUGAAGGACACAUUCAUCAUCAUCGAGACCCUGCCGAAGCCCCACGACCCGAGAGUCAUCCGCAUGGAGGUGACGGAGAGGCCGACGCAGACGUUCUCCGACAUAGGAGGUCUUCAGAAGCAGAUCGAGGAGUUGAAGGAGGCGGUCAUCCUGCCCAUCAAGCAGCGGGAGCGCUUCAAGAAGAUCGGUAUCAGCCCCACCAAGGGCGUGUUGCUGCAUGGUCCCCCGGGGGCAGGGAAGACCAUGAUGGCUCGCGCGUGCGCAGGCGAGACCAGCAGCACCUUCAUUCGGCUGGCGGGCCCUCAGCUGGUGGAGAUCUUCCUCGGCGACGGAGCCAAGAUGGUCCACGACGCCUUUGCUCUGGCCAAGGAAAAGGCGCCGUCUAUCAUUUUCAUAGAUGAGAUUGAUGCUAUCGGGACGAAGCGGUUUUCCAGUGACAAGUCGGGGGAUCGCGAGGUACAGAGGACGAUGCUGGCUCUUCUCACCGAGAUGGACGGCUUCACGAUGAACGAUACAGUGACGGUCCUGGCCGCCACCAACCGCGCCGCCGUGCUGGACCCCGCGCUGCUUCGUUCCGGAAGAUUCGACAAGAAGAUCGAGAUCCCCCUGCCCUGCGAGGAGGAGCGCUACGAGAUCCUCAAGAUCCACAGUCGCAAGAUAAACUGCCGGGAUGUCGACCUUAGGGAAAUCGCGCGGACGGCCGGCGAUUUCAGCGGGGCGCAGUGCCGGGCUGUGUGCGUGGAGGCGGCCAUGACCGCCUUACGUCGCAACGCCUCGACGGCGACCCACGAGGACUUCCUGGCCGGCAUCGUCGAGGUGAGCGCUCGCAAGAAGAUCGUCUUCAGUUACGUCAGCUGAGUGCGUGCGAGACGGCCCCCACCACUCAAAAAAAAAAAAAAAAAAAAAAAAAAAAAAACGUUUUCGGAGCGGCUGGACAAAACCAAACCAAAAAUAAGUAUUAGGUGUGGUGGAAAAAUCCCAUUCGGAACGGCUGGUAAGAAAAAAAAACGGUUGGAAAACGUUUUAAGAACGGAUGAAAAGGAACGAUCAAAGAACGUUUCAGGAACGUAUGAAAACGUUUUAGGAACUGCCGAAAGAAAUUCAUUUUGAGAUGAAAGGAUUUUUCUUUUCUUAUUUUUCUUAGUGUUGUUGUUAUGGUAAUGUCUUAUAUGUUUGUUUUAAGUGAG